CUUUUUUAUAUGGAAGCUGGUGAUUGGUUAAAGUUAGCAACUGUAAUGUCAGGAUGCAGUUUAAUAAAUCCCAUGGUUAACUAUUUUUUAAGCACAAUGAAUAAAUCGAUUAUAAAAAUUAAUUCACUUCGUGGUCUUUUACUCUCUUCAAUAACUCCAUUUGACUCUUUCUUCUCUCCUGUGAUCUCAAGGAAAUUCCAUUUAUCUGUAAAGUCGCAAUUCUCUACAGUUUCCACACGAAAGCAUUCGUUGAAAAAUUCUUUAUAUUGUCAUAAUUAUUUCCAACCAAUAGCAAUAAAUAUCUCGAAUCUCAUAUUUAAACCAACAACAAAAUGUCGCUAUAUUUCUUCUCUUGAUACACCACAUGACAUUGAACGAGCAGAACGUUGGUUAAAGAAAUUUACUAAAGACACGAUACCAAAGGAAAGUUUCACAAUAUCAUACUGUCGAAGUAGCGGUCCUGGUGGACAAAAUGUUAAUAAAUCAAAUACAAAAGUAGACCUACGAUUUAAUAUUGAUCAAGCAUACUGGAUUCCUGAAUACGCUAGAAAAAAAUUGGUUGUACAGGAAUCAAAUCAUAUAAAUAAAGAUGGCGAAUGGAUAGUGACAUCCGACAGAUCCAGAUCACAGAAACAUAAUCUUGAUGACUGUAUUGACAAAUUAUAUGAUGCGAUUGUCAAAGCUGCGGCUGUUCCAAAAGCACCAAGUCAGGAGACUGUCGACAGAAUUGAAAGGCUAAAGAAAGCAGAAGAUCGCAGGCGAAAAGAAGAGAAGCAAAUUAGAUCGCAAAAAAAGGCAAGUAGAAAAAUUCGGUUUGAUGACUAG
Messenger RNA from Ambispora leptoticha, 825 nucleotides. Lineage: Eukaryota; Fungi; Glomeromycota; Glomeromycetes; Archaeosporales; Ambisporaceae. The record is from the annotation of a GenBank genome assembly.